GGUGCGUGCAGAACGCGACGAUGGAGGGAAGAGAAAGAGAAAGAGAAUGCGAGACAAACGAUGAGACCCAUAGAUGUACUCCAACAGGCAAACGACGUUCCAAUACGCGACAAGACAACGAAGAGUCGAGCAGCAAGCAGGCGGCAGCUUUCUUGCAGAGAGGUCUGGGUUGUGAGGAUGAUUCGGAGACAGUUUCGCGGGCAGGCAAGCCUCCUAAACGGUUCCGAACGAACUACACUCCACAACAGCUCACCAUCCUCGCCAAACAGUACGAACGCUCGCGCUAUCUCAGCCACUCGGAAAGAGUCGUACUGGCACAACGAAUCGAAGUCACAGAAAAGCAGAUUAAAGUCUGGUUUCAGAAUCGAAGGUCAAAGGACAGACAAGUAAUCACAAAAGCAGACAAACCCAGUCAACAAACAACAGCUGCAGCUGCAGACAGUGGACCCGGUGGGUCUCCAAUCGACGAGGCAACUUAUUUGAAGGAAAAAGAGAUGGUUUCCAAUGAAGAGAAUGUGUAGGAUUGCCUACUCUGCUGGAAACUGUAUUGUGGAUGGAUGCAUCUCUAGUGCUGAACACAAGAGAGAUCAUAACAUGCAACUAACUGUACAUUAUCAGCUCACUGCAUGCCCGCACUCUAGGCAUUCCUAGAAAAGUCGAUUGGUCGCAUCGCUCAGCUGCUUUCACCUACUCUACUUGGGGAAUUCUCACCACAAUUGUGCAAGACUCUGUGUAUACAAGAUGUCUAGAUAUAGAUCCUCUUGUAUGUCGGUACCGUAGCUAUACGGUACGUUUGUAUGGUGUAACACACGGAAAUGUCUUUGUGCGCUCUAGAUGUGUUUGUAUGGUAACUAGCGGUACGUACGUGCUGUAAUGCAGCUGCCAGGCAGCUUGUUGCAAUGAAUACCUACGUGGUUGUGGUGCUGUGUGCACGCGUUCUCUAACCUAUAACCGUUUGGACGUCUGCGGUAUACACGUAUGGGUGAUCGACACAUGCGUUUAGUCUGACCUUUACAGGCAACUUGGACGCGCUGCUUUUCGUGAACGCUCACCACCGUAGCACGUACCAAUGGUAG
Molecule: messenger RNA, 1076 nt
Organism: Corticium candelabrum
Lineage: Eukaryota; Metazoa; Porifera; Homoscleromorpha; Homosclerophorida; Plakinidae
Product: homeobox protein Hox-A3-like
Exons: 2
Coding region: 21-521 (166 amino acids)
Biological process (GO): regulation of transcription by RNA polymerase II
Cellular component (GO): nucleus
Molecular function (GO): DNA-binding transcription factor activity, RNA polymerase II-specific; RNA polymerase II cis-regulatory region sequence-specific DNA binding
Source: RefSeq, a predicted model, not a curated record